Molecule: messenger RNA, 1436 nt
Organism: Rhinolophus ferrumequinum (greater horseshoe bat)
Lineage: Eukaryota; Metazoa; Chordata; Mammalia; Chiroptera; Rhinolophidae
Gene: MMADHC
Product: metabolism of cobalamin associated D
Exons: 8
Coding region: 209-1105 (298 amino acids)
Biological process (GO): cobalamin metabolic process
Cellular component (GO): mitochondrion
Source: RefSeq, a predicted model, not a curated record
AGCGUAGGCGCUACCCCCACUGCUGUCGCCGCCGCCAUUUUGACGGCGGGUAGAGUCGGGGUCUGGAACAGCUGGAGGUUGUGGUGGUGACUGGUAUGGAUGGUUCCCGUCCGCGGUAGCUCCUCCAAAUUUGCCCGUCUUCGGGCCACAGCUCUCGGAAUAACUCUCCGAAAGGAAAGAUAUUUCGCGUCUGCCCUCUGCGCUAGAAAUGGCCAAUGUGCUCUGUAACAGGUCCAGACUGGUUUCCUAUCUCCCAGGAUUUUACUCUUUAGUUAAAAGAGUUGUAAACCCCAAAGCCUUUUCAACUGCAGGAUCUUCAGGUUCUGAUGAGUCUCAUGUGGCCACUGCACCUCCUGAUAUAUGCUCUCGAACAGUAUGGCCUGAUGAAACUAUGGGACCAUUUGGUCCUCAGGAUCAGAGAUUCCAGCUUCCUGGGAACAUAGGUUUUGAUUGUCACCUCAAUGGGACCAUGUCACAGAAGAAAAACCCGGUUCAUAAAACUUUACCUGAUAUUCUAGCAGAACCUUUAUCAAGUGAAAGACAUGAGUUUGUGAUGGCACAAUAUGUGAAUGAAUUUCAGGGUAAUGAUGCACCAGUUGAACAAGAAAUUAACAGUGCAGAAACUUACUUUGAAAGUGCCAAAGUAGAGUGUGCAAUUCAAACAUGUCCAGAAUUGCUGCGAAGAGAUUUUCAAUCACUGUUUCCAGAAGUGUCCACCAACAAACUAGUGAUUCUGACUGUAACACAGAAAACUAAGAAUGAUAUGACUGUUUGGAGCGAGGAAGUAGAAAAUGAAAGAGAAAUGCUUUUAGAAAAGUUCAUCAGUGGUGCUAAGGAAAUAUGCUAUGCUCUUCGAGCUGAAGGCUAUUGGGCUGACUUUAUUGACCCAUCAUCUGGUUUGGCAUUUUUUGGACCAUAUACAAACAACACUCUUUUUGAAACAGAUGAACGUUAUCGACAUUUAGGAUUCUCAGUCGAUGAUCUUGGUUGCUGUAAAGUGAUUCGUCAUAGUCUCUGGGGAACCCAUGUGUUUGUAGGAAGUAUCUUUACAAAUGCUACACCAGACAGCUAUAUUAUGAAGAAAUUAAGUGGAAACGAGCAGUAAUGUCAAUUUAUUUACUGUACUCUUUGUACUUAACAUUUGGGUGGAUCUUAACACUGUCCAAGACUUCAGUUUAUAAAAUUUAAUUAUUUUUAGGUAUUUAUUUCAACAUUUCUUUACAACAUUGGCAAGUGGUUUGUGAUUUUUUUCAAAUCUCAAAUGCUUAUUAAUAUUGGCAUUGAAUACAUGUUGAGCACAUCCACAUUGUACAGAAUGUGGUAAUUAACAUGUAACCAGGGUAUGCUCUUCUAUUGUCAUUUCUCCCUUUUAUUGAAAAAAACUUCAGUUUUAAUUAUUUUUCUCCAAAAAUAAAUCACACAUUUGGUUAUGAUGA